ACACCCCCUCCACUAGGACUUCAUGGUACUCAGGGAAAAACCUGAGGAGUGCAAGAGCCGGUCAGUGCUGUCAGUGUGCUGGUAAAAUGAGCCAGAUCGAGACGCGACUCCCUCUCAAACACUUAACAAGACGACAUCUUCAACGCGUCUAAUCUUGUAUUGCGAGUUAUCACAGCUGGCGAAUUUCUAACCGUUUACUCGGCUACCUAACGUUGAUCAAUUGUUCCUUCUGUGCGCUGUGGCUGAUUCUCUGUUGCGCUGGAUCUGUCGUGUCAGAAGAUGUGUGUGGAGAGCGAUGGAUGCGAGAUAGAGGGCUGCAGCAGUUCUGACGAGGUGCACACUCUCUCGGGCAGCAUGAGUCCUGGACUGAAAUCCAACCCGGACCUCCAUCCCUGCAAGCCCGGGCAGAAAUUUCGAGCCGCGCUGCUCAGAUGCCGGUCUCCGGCCGCUGCGGCUGGGAUUCUCAGUUUUGGGAAUGUGCUCAAUUACAUGGACAGAUACACUGUGGCAGGGGUUUUGCUCGACAUCCAGAGACACUUCAAUGUAUCGGACAGUGGAGUGGGCUUGUUGCAAACAGUUUUCAUCUGCAGUUUCAUGGUGGCAGCGCCCAUCUUCGGUUACCUGGGCGACCGUUUCAACAGGAAGAUCAUCCUGAGCUGUGGCAUCUUCUUCUGGUCCGCCGUCACCCUCUCCAGCUCCUUCAUCACCAAAGAGUAUUACUGGCUGUUCGUCCUGUCCCGAGGCCUGGUGGGGAUAGGUGAAUCCAGCUACUCCUCCAUCUCUCCUACAAUCAUCGGAGACCUCUUCACCAAUAAUAGCCGAACCAUGAUGCUCUCUGUCUUCUACCUGGCUAUCCCCCUGGGAAGCGGGCUAGGCUACAUCCUGGGCUCCAGUGCAAAGGAGGCUGCAGGAGACUGGCACUGGGCAUUGAGGGUAUCUCCAGUGCUGGGGAUGACAGCAGGGACCCUGAUCCUGUUCUUCGUGCCUGAGCCAAAGAGAGGCCAUGCUGACCAGCUAGGAGGGCGCAUCAAACAUCGCACCUCCUGGCUCUGUGACAUGAAGGCCCUGGCCAAGAACCGUAGCUAUGUCUUCUCCUCCCUGGCGUCUGCUGCCGUGUCGUUUGCCACGGGGGCAUUUGGCAUGUGGAUCCCUCUCUACCUGUUCAGGGCUCAGGUGGUACAGAAGACAGCAGAGGCCUGCACUAAAGACAUCUGCAGCAGCAAGGACAGUCUGAUCUUUGGUGCGAUCACGUGUGUUACGGGGCUGUUGGGGGUGGUGAUCGGGGCGGCCACCACCCGCCUGUGUCGUCAGAAGACGGAGCGGGCAGACCCCCUGGUGUGUGCCGUCAGCAUGCUGGGCUCAGCCAUCUUUGUCUGCCUCAUCUUCGUUGUGGCCAAGAAGAGCAUCAUAGGAGCUUAUGUCUGUAUCUUCAUAGGGGAAACGCUGCUCUUUCUGAACUGGGCCAUCACGGCGGACAUUUUAAUGUAUGUUGUCAUCCCGACUCGGAGGGCCACAGCGGUUGCCUUCCAGGGCUUCACUUCCCAUCUCUUGGGGGAUGCUGGAAGCCCAUACCUCAUAGGCCUGAUAUCGGACGCCCUCCAGAAGAGCUACACUAGGUCGGUGCUAUGGCAGUUCCUCAGUUUGGGUUAUGCCCUCAUGCUCUGUCCCUUCGUCAUCGUCCUGGGUGGCAUGUUCUUCUUGGCAACCGCCCUCUUCUUCCUCGACGACAGGGACAAAGCAGAGAAACAAUUGGCAGCAAUGACGCGACCACCCUCCUCAGUAAAGGUCUCCUGAGGAGGGGCCGUCCUUGGGAGGAAGCAGAGGCUCUGCAUGCUGCGCUGAACGAGGGAGGAUGAAAGAGAGCGAGAGAGAGAGAGAGGCAGCUGAUCCACGUCUUUAUACCCGAGCCAUCCACCUUUAACUUCUUCGUCCUCUUCAUCACCACCCUCAUCAUCACUUUUCUUAUUUAACAUGUUGUGUGGAGGCUGUUACUGUUUAUAACUGGAAAGAGGGAGCGCUUUGUUUAACCCUAUAGAAGCCUCUGUCACACCACUCCAUGGACUGGCAAAUCACACAAAGCAGUGUGCUGAAGCCAGCCAAUCGUCUCGGCAGCUGAUGGCCUCUGACCUUUUCGGGUUGUCUACUAAGAGCGAGUCACAGAACCACCUGGCCCCUCCCCAGUGCUAUACUACUGAAUGCUGAACAUGGACCUGCCCUAUCUGUCUGUCUGUCCGUCCAAAUGUCUGUCUGUCACAUGGCCUGUCAAUCUGCACCAAGUGCAAUAUCAUGACAUUCCACCACACAGAGGUUCUGCACUGACUGCCGUCACUAUAACAACCACCACAACCAUCAAAACCAGGAAGUCACUUAAUAAAGACCAAAAAAAUGUAUAAAUAGUGAACAAAGUCAGUGACCCCAUUUCUCUCUCUCCGUCCACCAUGACAUUCACGUCUGAUGAUCCAUCCAGCCAGCCUUAAGACUUUGAGCGUAUACAUUAAUGACACACAGUGCAGGCAGGUUUCUUAUUUUCUUUUCACCCCCCCCCCCCCCCCUUCCAUGUUAUAUUUUGUUUCUAUGUCUUUUUAGCACUUAUAUUUAAACAGUGCCGGCCACACCGUACCAUACUCAGUAAGUGAUCAAAGAUUUUGUUUAUUCUACUAUGUGAUGUUGGAUAUGAAACUGGAGGUUAAUUCUUGAUUGCCUAUGAUUGUUUCAGUAGGCUUAAGGUGAGACCUGCCCAGCUCAUUGAUGAAAGGACACUGGAGUAGUACAUCUUUUAUAGUUAUUCUAAUGUAAAUUUCAAAAAAAUAUGUAAAUGCUCCAUUUUAACCUAUAGAAGCAGUUUUGAAGGGGUGAACUAUAUACUUGUUUUUACCCUGCUUUGAAGGGAGCGAUGCAUUCUAUACAUCGGGAGAAGGAGCCUAGCAUGUAUUGGCCCUAUCUGUGAACAAUGUUCCUUUUUAACAAAUUUAUCUCAGAUGGUUGGAUUUGAGGUUCCGGACUGGAUACACCACCCACAUUGAAAGAGAGUGACAGUGGCACCUUUUAAUGGUGGAUAAGAUUUACUAUCCCCAACUAGUCACAAUAGCUGUCUUUGUGCACACACAGGGAUUAUUUUACCCCUUGUGGAUAUCCCAUUCCUGGAGUUGAGGAAAGAAAAGGACCCUUAAAAGAGGGAGCCUCAGUCGGUUGUAGUCAUAAGUUAAUUAGCCACAGAAAUCAAACCCUUCGAAAGGCAUCAUAUUGGCCAGGUUAAAUUGGAGGAGUUUUUACCCUUAUUCACCCUCAAAUGGGGACUAGGAGUUGUGGCAUUGGAAAAAAAGCACUGCUUUCAUAGGAUACAGAAGGAAAUGCAAUUUUUAUCUCGGAUUCACUAUGUACACAAUAGAGAUUAUCCUUUACUGCCUAUGUCAUAUACUAGUAGACCAUUCUAUGCAUCAGUUUGGGCAUCAUAUUUGACAAGUUUAUGCAAUAUCAUGCAAUCUAAUCUAUCAUGCAAACAUAAUAUGUCAAAGAGGAAGACAAUAAUCACUUGUAGGACGAAUUCUGUACUUUACAACGCAACGAAAGCAACUUUUCUCCAGCGCACAACUCUACAGAAGGAAUAUGUGGCUUCAUGUUUUCUAUUGAAAGGAAAGCACCGUGUAGAACUUGUUGCGAAAAUGUGUGGAAAUUUCGUGGUAGAUUGAAUUCAUUGGGUAGGCUUUGAAAUGGUUAUUGUGUAGUAACGUAUGGGUCUGACUCAUCUUGGCUUGGUGUGUGUGUGGGGGGGGGGGGGGGGGGGGGGGGGGGGGGGGUCGUGGGAUGAUGGAUGUGUCUCUAUUGCCAGUUAAUUUGUCUCAGCUUCCCUCGCUAGAUCUGUGACCCAAAUGGUACCCUAUCAAGUGCACUACUUUUGACCAGGGCCCAUAGGGCUCUGAUCAAAGGUAGUGCACUAUAUAGGGUAUUAUUUCAGAAGCAGGCAUAAACUGUGAGGAGGAGAGCUCUCUGAAUGUGAUUCUAUCCGACCUGAUCUGUUUACUCGGCAACAUCAUCUUAAUCAAGUUUCUUAUCUUUCUUUUCUUUCUUUUGUGGACUUUCUUUUUAUACAAAUUAGUUUUAUAUAUGACUGCAAUAGAGAUAUAUAGCUAUAUUAUGCAGUGAUUUUAAUAUAUUGUAAAUGAUGGCUUGGAUGCAAUGUAUUUAUUUGUUUGUUAAAAGUAGAUUGAAGAAGAAUCCGUAAAGGGAAGUUGAUGUUUUAAGUAUACUCUUAAGUAUACACUUUAUUGUCUCUUUGGGUUAAGAAAGGCUCCUACGUCUGCAUUCAUCAUAUUGUAUUGCAAUGAAACAACACAAUACCUUUUUACAUCACUGAGAAUCCUUGUGUUUACUGUGAUCAUGAAUUGGAUAUCACACACACACACACACACACACGCGCGCAAACGCACAGACACACAAACACAUACACAGGGAACUGCGUCGUUAACCGUUUUAUAACCGAAGUAUUGUUCUAUGCUCUAUUGCUCAAUGCUUCAUUUUGUAUUUUCAAAAGUGUCGCUUCUUUUUCUAGACCAACAAAUCAAAGUAUUUUGCACGUUAAUUUUCAUUUGAUUGAGAGAGUGAUAUUCAGGGAUUUAUUUGUAACCCAUAACUGGCAUGUUGUUCUAGAAUCCACUUCACACAUUCUAUAGAACUCUGUAGAACACUCUCCCACCCAGCACAGAACCCUUUCAUGCUGGCAUUCUGUCUUAGAACAACAGUAGAGGGGCAAAUUGUUUUGUUUGGAUGGGUUAUGAAUGGAGGUUCACACAAUUCCAAAUUUAUAUAAUUUAGAUCAAAUAUCCUUUAGAAGUAAAAACCUAAUUUGUAUGGAGUAAUUCUAUUUGAAUAAUCACAGGAGUGAUGUAUUGAGAAUGUGCUCUUUCUUGUCAUACAAGAAUCAUGUAAAAAGAGGCCUAUUUCUGAUAUUGAGCAGAAAACAGAGGUUAUUUUUAUUUUUAGAAUAACUGUGUUAAAAAGAAGUGAAAAAGAAAAUACAAGCGAUCAACAAAAUUAUUCUAGAACUUAACUGUGACACUCCCUCAGGGGGUGAUAUGAAAUGUACACCUAUAUGUAAAUGAUCAAAUAAACGUAUUUAAUCAAA
Molecule: messenger RNA, 5122 nt
Organism: Salvelinus fontinalis (brook trout)
Lineage: Eukaryota; Metazoa; Chordata; Actinopteri; Salmoniformes; Salmonidae
Gene: spns2
Product: SPNS lysolipid transporter 2, sphingosine-1-phosphate
Exons: 13
Coding region: 280-1794 (504 amino acids)
Biological process (GO): sphingosine-1-phosphate receptor signaling pathway; lipid transport; transmembrane transport
Cellular component (GO): membrane
Molecular function (GO): sphingolipid intramembrane carrier activity; transmembrane transporter activity
Source: RefSeq, a predicted model, not a curated record